This is a messenger RNA of Cynara cardunculus var. scolymus (artichoke), 2704 nucleotides long. RefSeq names its product glycine-rich domain-containing protein 1-like. The record is from RefSeq and is a predicted model, not a curated record. The transcript has 8 exons. Lineage: Eukaryota; Viridiplantae; Streptophyta; Magnoliopsida; Asterales; Asteraceae. The coding region runs from base 1 to 2490 and encodes 829 amino acids.
AUGGAUACGGAACAGGAACAGAGAUCAGAAUGGAAUGCAGCACAAGAUAUUGUGAUAAGUGAAGAUCUUGUGGCCGCUGCUAAGCGUCACCUGCAAUUUCUUGCUGCUGUUGACAGGAAACGUUGGCUUUAUCAAGCUCGCCCUUUGCACUGGGCCAUCUACAGGUAUAAUGCUUGCUGGCUUCCCUUGCUUGCUAAACAUUCCAAGUCUAAGGUUACACAAGGACCUUUGGUUGUUCCUCUUGAUUGUGAAUGGGUUUGGCAUUGCCAUAGGCUCAACCCGGUUAGAUACAAAUCCGAUUGUGAAGAACUUUAUGGAAGGAUUCUUGACAACCGUAAUGUUGCAUCUUCUGUUCAAGGAAUAUCAAGAAAAGAAACAGAAGAAAUAUGGAACAAACUGUAUCCCAAUGAGCCCUAUGACAUUGAAUUGGCACUUUCAAAGGAAGUUUUGGAAAAGGUCUAUGGAACUAAAAGUCGUACCAGAUACAAUCUUGUUUUAGCCAGUGAACGACAGGGCCCGUUCUUUUACCAGGUUUCCAGACCCCAUGUGAACAACGACCACUUUCUUGAAGCAGCCAUAGCCAGAUACAAAGGUUUUUUGCAUCUAAUCAAGACAAACAUGGAGCAAUCCGUAAGACGUUUUUGCGUUCCGACUUAUGACAUUGACCUAAUCUGGCAUACACACCAGUUACAUCCUGCUUCCUACAGCAAGGACUUGGUAGAAUUACUUGGAAAGAUCCUGGAACAUGAUGACACAGACCAAGCCAGGGGAAAAGGUCAGAAACUAGAUGUUGGAUUUUCUGCAACUACCAAACAAUGGGAGGAGACAUUUGGUUCAAGGUAUUGGAGGGCAGGAGCAAUGUAUAGAGGCAGUGCACCUUCUCCUCUCACUACCACUCCUUUCAUACCAAAUGUUGCGGCCAAGAAGGUUCAUUCGACUAAUAGGUUUCAGAGAUUGAUCGAUCUUCCUGAAGCAAAUGUCAUUGAGGUAGUUUUGGAGUUUGUAGAAACCAAAAACUUACCAGAGACACACAAGGGAAGAGUUGGUGUCUUUUUCAGUAAGGCAAAGUCUGAUGGAAUCUUCAAUGUCAAGAGGAAACUUAAUAUCCAAUCCGAAUCUGGGCAGAAGCAGGUUGCUACAUUCCAAUGCCAACCUACUGGAGAUCUUUUAUUUGAACUUGUCUCUGAUUCCCCUUCCAUCUCACCACUAUCCAAAUCAACCAAAACUCUGGGUCACUGUUUUUUCUCUUUGGAAGAUUUUUUUCACCCCAUCCCUAAUCUCGCUGUGGAAAAAUGGUUGGAUUUGGUUCCUACUCCUGGCACUAUCAAUUCUGAGCCUAUUCGUCUAAGAGUAGCAGCCUCAUGUACUGUGCCAAUCCCAGGACCACAUGUGCUUCAGAUAGCAAGUACUCCCCCUUUUUCAAAAAUUUCAUGCAUUUCCCAACUUCCUGCUAAGGUGCAGUUUGACAAGAGCUGGGCACAGGUUACAGAUGAAACUGGCAACGAAAUCCUUAGCCUUCAAAUGAGGGAGAACAAAAGAACAAAAGGGGUGGAUGACAAAUUAAGGAAAGAGCUAAUUGGUAUUACAAGAGCAGGUGAAACACUUGUUUUUGGCCAGUUUCUUGGGUCAGAGUGGUCUUUGAUGGAUUCUCUAUGGUCCCUUAAGCUUCAGAAUAGCAAUGACGGAAAUGCCCACCUCCUGCUCACUGGUCCUCAGACGGUUAAACUGGUUCCUGGGAGAAGGCUGGAUUAUGAACUCAAGCACCAUGACAAGCGAACACCAAAACACAAUUUUAUGACAGCAGUUGAGUUGUCUGCAGAGUACCCUUAUGGAAGACCAGUAGCAUUAAUUGAUGUCAAAUCUGGGCUUUUGACGUUGCAAGAAUCAUGGUUUGCGUUACCAGGAAUCAUUUCAGCUUUCAUAGUGUACGACAUUUUGAGAAUGGAAGAAUAUGAUGGUCUAACUAAGGGUGGUGAAACAUUGAAGGAGAAGAAAUUUAUGGCUGAGGGAGUUGAUUUUGAUGGUGAAGUUGCUAAAGUGACUACAGUGAUUCUAGACAAAUUAGCAAUCGGCGGUUGUGGAGGUGGAUGCGGUAGUGGAUGUGGGAAUAUGGUGAAGAGUGGUGGGGGAUGUGGAGGUGGUUGUGGGAAUAUGGUCGACAGUGGUGGUUGUGGUGGGGGAUGUGGAGGUGGUUGUGGCGGGGGAUGUGGAGGUGGUUGUGGGAAUAUGGUGAAAAGUGGUGGCUGUGGUGGUGGAUGUGGCGGGGGAUGUGGAGGUGGUUGUGGGAAUAUGGUGAAAAGUGGUGGCUGUGGUGGUGGAUGUGGUGGUGGUUGUGGGAAUAUGGUGAAAAGUGGUGGUGGUUGUGGUGGGGGAUGUGGCAGUGGUUGUGGAAAUAUGGUGAGCAGUGGUGGCUAUGAGAAUAUGACAAAAAGUAACAUUGGAGGUCCUUGCAAUGAUGAACAACCGAUGCAAGUUGCAGCUGAGGCAUAAGGGGGAGUUUGCAUCAUCAAAUAAGUGUGUUAUCUGUUCUAUAAAUGGUGUAUAAACCCUUCCAGUAGUUGUAUGUGGUUUACUUAGCUACACAUAAGGGCAGGAUAACCACAAGAUUUGCUUCUUAAUAUUCUGUAACAUAUAUCCAUGUAUCCGUUACAACUAUUGUAACAAAUAUUUUAUCAAUCAACCUGCAUGUGAUUAGUUGGUAACA